AAAGAUAACAAAUCGACUAUCAUAACCAUGGCAACCCUUCUCGAUAGCAAAUCCCAUCUGAUCCCCGGGAAACUCCAAGUCACCGAGCUCGUCUUUCAGGUGCCAAAAGAUUACUCAAAUCCUUCUCUGGGGACCCUACGAGUUUUUGCUCGUAGUGUAACCAAGCAUGAACGACCCGCAGGAUCUGUUAAUGAAAAGGGGGAACCCCUGCAAAAGCCAUGGCUUCUUUGGCUCCAAGGCGGUCCAGGGAAAGGAUGCCAACCCCCCCAAGCAUCCGGCAUUACCAAACUCAUUUUAGAUCGGGGAUACCAGAUGCUCUAUAUGGACCAGCGAGGGACAGGGCUUAGCAGUCCAAUAACCGCGGAAACUCUGGCGCUGCAGGGUGAUACCCAAGAGCAAGCUGAUUACCUCAAGCUAUUCCGUGCUGAUAGUAUCGUUGCGGAUUGUGAGGCAAUACGGCAUGUACUUACUCAGAAUUACCCGGCUGAACUCAAGAAAUGGAGCAUCUGGGGGCAGAGCUUUGGCGGUUUUUGCGCCUUGACGUAUCUUUCCAAAUAUCCUCAGGGUCUUCAAGAAGCGUUCAUUUCUGCCGGCAUGACGGCGAUAGGAAAGGGACCAGAUGAGGCAUACGGAAAGGACUUCAAAAAGAUGAUAGAGCGAAACGAGGCGUACUAUGAAAAGUUCCCGGAAGACAUCGAAACCAUCCAUGAUUUAGUAGCUCAUAUCGACUCCAAGGGUGGCUUGCAAAUGCCAGCAGGCGGAGUUUUGACGGUACAGAGAUUCCUGACACUCGGCAUGGUGUUUGGCCUGUCCGGCGGAUUUGACACAGUCCAUGAUAUUGUGCUUCGCAUGCGUUUGGAGCUUAGAUCAUUCAACUUGAUCACUCGUCCGACAUUGUCAAAAAUCGAGGCGAUUGGAGGCUACGAUGACAAUGUCAUCCAUUUCAUUCUCCGCGAAUCCAUCUACAACCCCCGCGGACCUUCAAACUGGGCGGCUGAACGCGUCUCUACGUCCUUGGAGGAAUACCGUUGGGUGCUUGACACGACCUCGGCGACAAAAUCAAGCCGCAAGGCCCCAUUAUGCUUUGCUGGCGCAAUGAUAUUCCCAUUCAUGUUCGAGACAUUUGCCGAGCUCCGAAAGCUUCGCAAGGUAGCCGAGAUCAUUGCCCAGUACGGGGAAUGGCCGGACUUGUUCGACGAGCGCCAACUCGCGAAGAAUGAAGUUCCGGUGUACGCGGCUGUAUAUGUGGACGAUGCACAGGUGAAUUUCGAGUUGGCGCAAGAGUCUAUAAAGAAGGUGAGGAACUGCAAGCAGUUUAUUACGAAUACCAUGUAUCACGAUGCCGUUAGAACCAAGACAGAGCAGGUGGUUGAGGCGUUGUUCGCGUUGAGGGAUGAUGUGAUGGAUUGA
This is a messenger RNA of Lachnellula hyalina, 1410 nucleotides long. RefSeq names its product Proline iminopeptidase. The transcript is spliced from 2 exons. The annotation marks the transcript as partial. Gene Ontology annotation, biological process: proteolysis. NCBI's taxonomy places the organism in Eukaryota, Fungi, Ascomycota, Leotiomycetes, Helotiales, Lachnaceae. Gene Ontology annotation, molecular function: peptidase activity. The record is from RefSeq and is a predicted model, not a curated record.